This is a messenger RNA of Fusarium vanettenii 77-13-4, 933 nucleotides long. RefSeq lists its product as uncharacterized. The coding region runs from base 1 to 933 and encodes 310 amino acids. Gene Ontology annotation, cellular component: membrane. The transcript has a single exon. The record is from RefSeq and is a predicted model, not a curated record. Gene Ontology annotation, molecular function: transmembrane transporter activity. Gene Ontology annotation, biological process: transmembrane transport. NCBI's taxonomy places the organism in Eukaryota, Fungi, Ascomycota, Sordariomycetes, Hypocreales, Nectriaceae.
AUGUCACCUCCGUCUCCUACGCCCUCUAGGCCGUUGCCGCCAACCUCCCCACCGGGAUCCCUCGAGGAUACCAAACUGGGGGACGGCGCCGCUCUUGAUCGAGCAGCCCUCAUCGCCGAAGCCUCCAUCUCGCCUGAGGGUUCAACCCAGAAGCGACGCUACUAUGGCCUCGCCAUCAUCUGCCUGCUCAACCUCGUCUUGACUUGGGCGUGGCUCUCGUACGCCAUGGUCAACACGUACGCCCAGGAAUGGUUCGAGGUCGGGCCUCAGUCCAUCAAUUGGUUCUCCACUGUCUACGGUCUCGCCUUCAUCCCGUUUCCUCUAUCCGGAUGGUUCAUUCAUAGAUUUGGACUUCGAACUAGCAUCAUCACCGGUUCCAUCGUCACGGUGGUCGGCAAUUGGGUACGAUACGCGGGCACGGCCAAGGUAUCCUUCGCCGGCGCCAUGGUUGGCCAGACGCUCGUAGGAGUAGCGCAGAUAUUCAUCCUUCCAAUCUCUUCGGCCUACUCGGAACUGUGGUUUCAUCGUCACCAUCGCACAACCCCUACGACGGUGGGUUCCAUCAGUCCGACCUUGGGAUCCAUGAUUGGCUCGUUGGCCACGCCGUAUCUCGCAAAGAAGGCUUCGGAGCUGCCUCAGUCGAUCCUCAUUGUGGCCGUCAUCUCAACAGUCGUCGCCAUUGGAGCCCUCUUUGUCCCAGGAAAACCCUCAUCAGUGCAGACCACCCAACCCGACGUGUCGGAGAGUCCAUCACGAACGCAUUUAUCCAAGAACCACCUCCUCAUGAUGAUCAAGAGUCCCGAAUUCUACAUGGUUGCCGUGCCUUUCAUUGUCGGACUUGCCAUCUUCAACUGCUGGGCGAGUCUGUUGCUGCUGUACCUAGUGCCCUAUGGGUUCCCCAUCGAAGACACGGGACUCCUCACGGGGCUGUAG